AUGAAUAACUGCAAAACGGCUGCAACACCAAUCGAAAAUGGAUUACAUUUGCAGAAUGAUGAUGGCAAUAAUUUAUCUAGUCAGCCAUAUAGAGAACUCAUUGGAUGCUUAACAUAUGCUACUCAAACAACUCGACCAGAUUUAUGUGCAUCGACAAACUAUUUUAGUAGAUUUGAAUACUGCUUUACAGAUGAACACUUUAUGUAUGCAAAACGUAUUUUAAGGUACAUACAGGGAACAUCUGAUAUGAAAAUGGUUUAUCGUCGUGAUUCUGAGGCUGAUAUUUUGACUGGAUACGCCGAUUCUGACUGGGCUGGUGAUAAGAACGAUCGCAAAUCAACAUCGGGAUAUGUAUUCAAGGUCUUUGGGAAUACAGUAAGUUGGUUAUCACAAAAGCAACCAACUAUUAGCCUGUCAUCAACUGAAGCUGAGUAUUUGGCAUUAGCAAAAUGUAUUUGUGAGGCAAAAUGGUUGCGCUGUCUUUUAAAAGAAAUUGGACAUCCUUGCAAUUCACCAACAACAAUAUUUGAAGACAAUCAAGCGUGCAUCAAGGUAGCUGAAGAAUCACGUGAUCAUAAAAGAAUGAAACAUAUUGAUGUGAAAUACAACUUCAUUCGAGAAUCUAUUGUUAACAACACAACAAAGGGAACCCAUCAGGCCAAAGAUGGCAUUCUAUAA
Molecule: messenger RNA, 678 nt
Organism: Eupeodes corollae
Lineage: Eukaryota; Metazoa; Arthropoda; Insecta; Diptera; Syrphidae
Exons: 2
Coding region: 1-678 (225 amino acids)
Source: RefSeq, a predicted model, not a curated record